Molecule: messenger RNA, 687 nt
Organism: Triticum turgidum subsp. durum (durum wheat)
Lineage: Eukaryota; Viridiplantae; Streptophyta; Magnoliopsida; Poales; Poaceae
Source: the annotation of a GenBank genome assembly
AUGGCUGAACCGGUUAAGCUCAUCGGCACAUUGGGUAGCCCAUUUGUCCACCGCGCCGAGGCCGCUCUGCGGCUAAAAGGGGUGCCCUACGAGCUGGUCCUGGAAGAUCUCCAUAGCAAGAGUGAGCUGCUGCUGAAGCACAACCCCAUCCACCAGAAGGUGCCCGUGCUCGUUCACGGCGGCCGAGCCAUCUGUGAGUCCCUCCUCAUCAUGGAGUACGUCGAUGAGGCCUUCGAGGGGCCGCCCCUCCUGCCCACGGAUCCCUACGACCGCGCCACCGCCCGUUUCUGGGCGCACUUCCUGGAACAGAAGUGCGCGAGGCCGUUCUGGCUGGCCAUGUGGCUGGACGCCGGCGAGGAGCAGAAGGGAUUCAUGAAGGAGAUGAAGGAGAACCUGGCGCUGCUGGAAGGCCAGCUUCAGGGGAAGAGGUUCUUCGGCGGCGACUCCAUUGGCUACCUCGACGUCGCCGCCUGCGGGCCGGCCCACUGGAUUUACGUGUUGGAGAAGGUAACUGCGGUGAGCUUGAUGGGCGAGAACGAGUUCCCUGCUCUGUGCCGCUGGGGAAAGGAGUAUACCGAGAAUGAAACCGUCAAGGAGUGUCUGCCGGCGAGGGAGCAGCUCGUCGCCUUCUUCACAGCGAGGAAGGACAUAUACAAGAUGAUAGCCAACACGAUGCUCCAUCAAUAG